This is a messenger RNA of Volvox carteri f. nagariensis, 1320 nucleotides long. RefSeq lists its product as uncharacterized. The transcript has 3 exons. The annotation marks the transcript as partial. NCBI's taxonomy places the organism in Eukaryota, Viridiplantae, Chlorophyta, Chlorophyceae, Chlamydomonadales, Volvocaceae. The record is from RefSeq and is a predicted model, not a curated record.
AUGCCGACGACAGAACCCAACGCGCCAGCAGCGCCCAGCAUAAAUAGCAUAGUUGCCAACAUCAGCAGCAACGAAGCCAAACUUUUGGCGCUGGAGCGGCGUCUGACCGGAGUGGACCCGGGAAGGCCAACCAGCAGCGGGUCAAUCCUCGUGGGUAGCUUCUCCCAACUUCCCGGAGACCGUGUCUCAACAUCACCUCUACCAGCGACAACGCCUGGCAGCGCCACAACCCCCGCAGCACUGCCUGCUGCUGCUGCUGCUGGCCCGCAGUUCCCGCCAGCCGCGGCCCCCGCGUCGUCGCCCCACUCCCGUCCCCCCCUCUCGGACAUAAGCCCCCUCGGCGCGGUGGCUCCACUAGCGCCUACGCCACCGACGGCUAUCGAGCCGGCGGCAGCCACCGCCGAUUGGAACUCCGCCGUACGGCACACAGCAUCCUGCACUCCCCUCGUUGCCGCUGUUGGGACCCCUCCGCCGCCGCCCCUGCCAGCAGCGGCGGCAGCAGCAGCGGCUCCUUCCCCAACCCCUCUUAGCGUGGUCGCGCUACCGUCACAUCAGCUACAGCCGCAAACUCUUGGAAAACAGAACGUUGCAGCAGUAACCGGCGACGGUGGCGGUGGCGGUGCCGCUGGGGCCCCCGCCACCAGCGGCAAGGCGCGCGCUCGGAAGCGCAAACAGCAGGACCCCAAGCAUGAGGUGGCGUUGGGGGUCAGUGCCGCCGCCGCCGCUGCUGCAGCUGGGGCCCGUGCGGGAGUGACGACACUGGCCACCUCGCCUGGAGGCAAUGGUACGGCAGCAGCGGCGGCCGUACAGGUCCUUGCUGGCGGUUUCGGAGCGUUGGGAGCUUCCGCACCUGUUUCGACGCCGCGAAUAACCCGGGGAUCAGCGCCGUAUCAAACAGCAGGCCCUCAGCAGGACCGAGCCGCCGCCGCCGCGGCCGCUGCCGGCGGAGGCGGAGGGGCACCCGGCAACAACCCCCAAACCACCCCCCCGGGCAUCGCACGUCAUCUCUUCGAGGAUACCGGGACAGCGGCAGUAGCGGCGUCGGGGCCUGGUGCCGGCGGCCGUAGCAGCAGUAGCGGCGCUGCGGGUGGUAACGGGCGAGCAGUGGCGGCGGCCCCAGCGGCACCGCCGCCAGCGGCGCCGCCGUCAGCACAGAAGCGGAACAUAAUGAGCUACUACCCGCCCGUGCUCGGUGGUAGUACGGGCGGCGGCGGCGGCGGUGGCGGCAGUGCACACAUGGCGGCGGCGGCGGUGGACCAAAACUCCCGUGAUAGUUUGCCGCCGUCGCUACAGCAGCUGCAGCGGCAGCAACGGCUGGAG